AUGGAUAAGUUGGAUUGCUCUACAGACCAUUUAGAUGAAUCAAAUAACAUAAAUUUUGAAAUGCCUGACCUAGUAUUCGACAAUAAUGUUAGAUUUGUUGAUGCACAGGAAGAAGAAGAAGAAGGUGGUCCUAAAGGAAGAAAAAUUGAAAUCAAUACACCUAUUGACGUUACUAAUAUGCAGCACAAAAUUAAGAAUGCAUUAUAUAAUGCACUCUUACACUAUUGGGAUCUUUCAGAUGAAGAAUUAUUCCUUGCAUACCUUCUGGAUCCGAGGUUUAAAAAAUUAAGAUUUGCAACAUCAACUCAACAACUCCAAGCGAAAGCUGCCCUUCGAGAAAAAUACAAUAAUAUUAAAUCACUUCAGAGAAUGCCAAAUCUAUCAAAAAACAUUCAUCAAAUCAAUUUUUAUGCAAAAUACUGUUGA
Dentiscutata heterogama is the source of this 426-nucleotide messenger RNA. The record is from the annotation of a GenBank genome assembly. Lineage: Eukaryota; Fungi; Glomeromycota; Glomeromycetes; Diversisporales; Gigasporaceae.